Schistocerca nitens (vagrant locust) is the source of this 3410-nucleotide messenger RNA. RefSeq names its product proton-coupled folate transporter-like. Bases 112 to 1572 code for a protein of 486 amino acids. Gene Ontology annotation, molecular function: transmembrane transporter activity. NCBI's taxonomy places the organism in Eukaryota, Metazoa, Arthropoda, Insecta, Orthoptera, Acrididae. Gene Ontology annotation, cellular component: membrane. The record is from RefSeq and is a predicted model, not a curated record. The transcript is spliced from 11 exons. Gene Ontology annotation, biological process: transmembrane transport.
UGGUGCGAUCGGGGAACAAUGUGGUGAGACAUUCAGUUAUCUCAGCGACAGCAGGCAGGAGAAAGUCGUGCAGAGUCGACCAUCUGGGCCACAGUGUGCUGGACAACUAUUAUGAUGAAAAGUACUGUGGAAGUUGCUAUCCCAAAAGAAGCGAUGUCUGAUGGGUGGACAAGCGUGAAGGAUGGGCCUGCAGAAGACCGCACACCAGCUGCAGUGAAGUGGUGGCGCAUCCGUCCGACGGUGGAGCCGCUUGUCCUGCUGUUCAUGUUCUCCUACGUCGUGACUCAGUGGGUGGCCAGCGGGCUCUUCCUGGAGCGAGUAUGCGGCUCCAGAGACCCCAACAUGUGCACCAACGAGGACCGCACCUACUCCAGCACGCUUCUCACCUGGAAGGCUAUCAUCGAAGGAAUCGUGCCCGCCACUGUGUCGCUUUUCAUCGGCAGUUGGAGCGACAAGUUCGACCGGCGGCCCAUCUUUCUCUGGUCCUUUGCUGGGAACACAAUCGCGUACAGUCUGUUCUCUGGGCUGUCUGCGAUUACAGAUCUAGCGCCAGAGUGGCUGCUGCUGCCGUCUAUAGUGACCACCUUCAGCGGCGGCAUGAUGAACCUCAUGGCUGUUGCCAACAUCUACAUAGCUGACAUUAGCCCUGAGGGGCAGAAGGAGCUCAGACUAGGACUGCUGGACGUGUCGCAGUAUUUGGCUGUGAUGCUGGGGUCAGGGCUGUCCACACCGCUGUUCCUGAGCCUCAACUACGAAGGCGUGUACCAACUGGCUGCCGGUCUCAUGGUGCUGUGUCUGCUGUACUCCAUCUUCCUGCUGCCAGAGACCACUGCGCGCUACACACCACCACAAGACGGGAGCUGCAGCUGCUGCAAGGGGAUCUUCCACCCCCAGCUGGUGCGCGACGCUCUCAAGACGUCCCUGAUGAAGCGGCCACACCACGGACGCACAGCCAUCCUAAUCGUCAUCUUCGUGGCCGUCACUAGCGUCCUUAUCUCCCAAGGAGAAGGUGUUGUCUACUACCAAUUCGUGAACGCCAAGUUCCAGUGGACGAUGGAGGACAACCUGCUGUUCAGAUUCUUCAGCAAUGGCACCACUGCUGCAGGAACCUUGGUGGGCGUCAUGGUGUUCGUGCGGUGGCUCAAGUUGGGCGACGGCUGGAUAGCCUUCAUCACUUUCUCCUGCAAGAUCUCUGCAGCCGUAAUCCACGCCAUAUCACCGGAGUCGUGGUACAUGUUUCUGGGCGGAGCUAUCAGUUGCUUCGGAGCCUUGAUCUGGGUUCUGGUAAGAGCGAUGCUGACGAGGCUGGUGGCCAAGGACGAGAUAGGCCAGGUGUUCGCGCUGGCGGUGACGCUGGAGUCGCUGUGUCCACUGGUGGGGCCUCCCGUCUACAGCGCCGUCUUCAAGGCGACCAUCGAGUCCUUCCCUGGCGCCUUCCACCUGCUCUCCGCCGCCAUCAUGGCGCUCGACCUCACGCUGCUCCUAAUUGCGAUUUUCCUGAACCGAGGUGCGAGGAAGGAGCGGCAGCAGCAGCAGAAACAGCAAGAUGAAGGCUCUCCGCUUCUCGCCUGAGCAGCUGCUCACUGCCCACCCACCCAGAGCGAGGAGUCCUGGCAACAGAUGCCUCCUGAAGCGACCUGUCCCAGAUCCUGCUUGACAGCCAGGUGUCUUCUCAGUCGGAUACGCUGCUACUCCACAGAUCUUCAAGUCAUGCUUCAAUAGACAUGCACAUGCGUAUCCUCACCGCUGCUCCUGCCAGAAGCUUGUUUAUGGAAAUAUCCUUGGACUGGCACACUUGCACGACAGCCAAAAAAGUUGAUAGUCCUUUCAUUUAUUCGCCCCAAGCAGCUUGCCCUACCUCCGUCACGAACUUCAGCAACUGUCGGUAGCGGAUUUACUCUCACUCCGCUUCCGUUCGUACGACAGUACAUAUGACAUCGUUUGCUUGUGUACUUGAAUAGUUUACGUCAUAGCAAAUGAUUUUGCCUUCACCUAUGUAAACAAAUACUUUGUAAAGUAGUAAAAUUCUCUUAACCUUCGUGAGAGGAAUCUUAUCCUAGCCAUAAGCAAUUCCUUUUAGUCAUUAAUUACUGUUAAAGUAAGACAGUACGAUUUGCAAUAACGUAAAAUGUUUCAAAUUUUUUAACAUUUUAAAGUUAUUUUAAUUUUGUUACAAUGAUAAUAAAUUUUUGCUCUUGUCAUUGAACGUAAAUGUCGCAAUGAAGUUGAAAUACAGCAUUUAUUUGUGAUUUCUAAUAGGCUCUUCACAAUAAACCAAAUGCUGUGUUAACAAAAUAGUGUUAUUUUUGGGUAAAAUAAUUUUGAAUACUGGGCUGCGUCAUUGUAAUUAUUAUAACAGCUAAACAGCCGACGUUACGACCGACUUGCUGCGGUCCUCCUCAGGGUCGUUUUCUAACUGGUGCAAUUACUUAAUGAUGCUUGUUUCUGUAUAACAGCAUGAUGUUUGGUUACAAAAGUAAGUACAGGAAAUUUUAUAUUUGCAGCACCUAUGUCAUCUCAGAAUUCUCUCUAGCUCUAAGAACAGAAACAAUACAGAACCUGUUCAUAUGAGAGUCCCUUAUCUUCAGAUGUGCCUUCAGAUACUGUAAACAGCAACAAGCAUUUCACAUAAAAAUCCAGAAAUUAUACUUCAAGAAUUCAAUAAGAUUUAUCCAGAUACUACAUAUCUCAGUAUUACCUGUAACUUACUGUAAGCUGGUAAGUCGUUUCACAUAAAGUGUAUCUUACUUUUGUACACAGGAAGAAAUAUAGUUCAAAAUUAAUCCAGAAUUAGUUUUACUUACUAAAAAAUGAUUUCAGAGCUAUACUUAGUCCCCUGGUGAUAAUUCCUUUAUUAUCAUGUUUUGACGCCUUCAAAUAGUUUAGAUACCCAUUUUUGUAUCCAGUAUUUGUGGCUCAUUUUCCUCUUUGUUUUCGUUUCUGUGCGGUUUUUAAGUAAAAUAGGCCCAACCGCAAUAGCGCAAGCAAAAUGCCAUCUUCAUAAUCGUGCCAGCAAAUACUACGACAGCAUGUGAGGAAACAUUAACUAAUAUGUGAAGGUUAUGGGGUGGGGGAAAUCUAUGUGCCAGUUUUCGAUGCAUGUGCGGUUUUGGACGCCAUUACUUAACGUGGAGGGGGACUGUUCGAGCAAGCUACUUUCUGGUAGCCCAUGUUGGAUGUGUUGCGUACGCCAGAAUCAUGACAAGUCUUUUGUUCUCCGGCGUUAUUGCGUGCUGUAAUGCAGCCUCAUACUCUUUCAUUUAUUGAGCACUUUAACUUCCGAGUGUGUGGUUAUCAUUUCGUGUACAUAUAAUGACAACUAUGUGUAUAUAUUUUUAUACAACUUUUGUAAAAUUCGGAUUUGAUGCACUCGCAUUUAAAUUUCCAGAUACUUUUUGAGAUCGAUUAGU